AUGGAGGAGGUCAGGGCGGAUGGUCGCAAUGGUCAACAACUAAGACCACUGGUUUGUACACGAAACCUGCUCCACCGGGCUCACGGCUCUGCUCAGUGGUGUCAAGGUCAGAAAUCUGCCUCCUUUCCCUUUCCCCAUCCUUUUGUCAUCCUGUGGAGUUGGAUGGUAAUAUUUUAUGCGUUGGUUCAUAUCUUCCGCCAUGUUAGCCUACAUUCUCGUGUAUUUCAUUCAGGGGACACCAUAGUGUUGGCUGCUGUGUAUGGCCCAAAAGCUGGAACAAAGAAAGGGGAGAACCCUGAGAAAGCAUCAAUUGAAGUUAUUUGGAAGCCAAAAACUGGACAGAUUGGUAAUUAGCAGUUCCUGACGAUUUAUCUGCUUCACUGUGAGAGUAAAGCUCAUUGCGUACACCUGUGCUUGAUUUUCUUACUAUUUAGUGUACAAUUGGGUGUGAAAAUAAUUAAAGCAUUCAGGGUGUUUUAUCCUUGUUAUAAGCUUCCCUAUGACAUAGAUAAACGGAAUGAGUUAGUGUAUGGCAUCCAGGGAGUUGCUAACAUGUUUCACCUUUGCUCUAUCGUUUUUUGGAAAUGAAGUAAACUUAGGUGACGUAAUUAAUUGUAUGACGUCUUCAACAACUAUAAACAUUAAGAAGCGUCGUCCUAAAACUGGCAAAAGACUUGAUUAUUAUUUUUAGUGUAUGUAAUUUAUUUUAUGAAUAUUCCAUUGGACUUUGUGAUCAUAUUCAUCCAAUAAGUUGAGUUUCUGGUUUAUUAAUUGCUACUUGUUUUCUAGGUAAAACAGAAAAACAGUAUGAAAUGAUCUUGAGAAGAACUCUCCAGAGCAUAUGCAUUUUAACGAUUCAUCCAAACACCACAACCUCUGUCAUACUUCAGGUGAAGUGGUUUCCUGUGAUCUUUUUGGUGCAGUUCUAUUUCUUGCGUUGCGAACAUUUUUUUUCCUCAACAGAUUCUGUCUUCACCAUUUAGGAUCUCUAUUUUCACGUUAUUUUUAACACAUUGAAAAAAACCAGUAUUAUAUUUUAAUCUGGAACAUCACGAUUCAUCCCUCUGUGCUUUGAUAAACCUGUCCUAGGUGAAUGCACCAGACAUUUCUUUCAAUGCUAUCCUCUGUGUUGAAUAUGCUGCAUUAUAUUUCAGUCUAAAUCAUCCUAUUUAGAAAUUAUUCUUUCUUGGAUUUUCAAUCUAUUGGUUGCAAUCCAUGUGUUCAGCACCGAUCUGUAUUUCGGGAAGCAAAGUACCAUGUUCAUAAAUGAAACAUGUCAGUUAAGUUGAUGGUUAUCUUUCAUCUAAGGGUUAUAUUACCGUAACCAUUGAAAACUUUGGAAAAAGAGAUUUCAUCGCAGGAAGUAAACGAUACUGAAAAAAAAUCCAAUUAGUGCAUCGUAGAAGACAAUUUAAUGAUGUCUGGUUUGUUAUCAGAUCCAAGAUGGGCGGCCAAUUUGAUUUUUGAUGCCUUCAUUUUAGUUUGGAGUCUCUGCUUGUUGAAUUGGGUGACUAGUAUAGUUGUGUUGUACCCUCAAAAGAUGUCUCAAUAUUUAAGUUUUAUACAUGAUGUGGAAGUUUACUAGCCUUUCAUAUGUUGAUAUGAUGGAGAUAUUGUCACCUGACCAUGAACUGUUUUUGGCCUGUGUAGGUUGUCAGUGAUAGUGGAGCUGUAUCCUUUUGGAUUUUAUUUUGUUUUGGCGAUGAUAAUAUUCCUGUGCUGUACAUUUGAAUUUCUUUGUUUGGCGCAUUAUUUUAGGUAUCUGCCUCAAAUGUCGUGUUCGUGUCAAUAAAUUUCCUUCAUGAAAACCAAUAGCUUCUCCCAUGUGCUAUAAACGCAUCAUGCGCUGCACUUGUAGAUGCUGGUAUACCUUUAAAACAUCUUGCAGGUAUGUCAAGUGUGGUGCGUUCAUUUAUUUUCAUUUCACUUCCUUAUCUCAUUACAUUUUUCUUGUGAACUUCUGUAGUUUCAGUAUCUUGUGGUUUGACACAAAAUGGGUCUCUCAUUCUCGACCCCUCAAAAGUUGAAGAACAGGUAAUCGGAUUUUUUUCGGUCUAGAAAUAGCAUUAAGAUGAACGGAUUAUGCUGACAUUGUGGUACCUUGAGUAUUGCUUCGUCUUUGGGACAAUGCCAGGAACUGUACUACAUUGAUGCCAUGAAGUCAAUCUAAACCCAAUACUGAUAUAUAUGUAUAUACGCAUAUAUACAUAUACAUAUAUAUAUGUAAAUGUAUAUAUAUAUAUAUAUAUAUACGUUGGCAGGACAAAUGAUCCAUUGGGUGAAAUCCCACGUAUGAUUACUGGUAGUUACAAACAAUCUGAGAGCAUAAACCCAGGAAUCUUGUGCCAGAGCCGUGUUCCUGUUCAUGUCCAGUGUCUUGUGAGGACAGGACUCCGUUGAAGUGAAUCUCCGUCAGUUUAUACACGAUUCAGGGAAAAUUAUAUUGAUUUCAUGUGUCUAGAUUUUGCCGUGGCUUAUUUUAUGUAUCCCUAACGUUGGUUCUUGCUGCAAGGCAGGAGUUACAGGCCUUUGUGUGCAUGGCUUUUCCCAACUCUCCUGUAACGGUCCUCCCUGAGGCAUCGUCGUCCAAGGAGGGUGAGCCCAUGGAACACGGAAUAAUUACUUCCACUUCUUAUGGUUCGAUGUCAGGUAAAUCUUUCUCUGGAAUUUGUUGAGUAUGUGGAAAUUUGGUGAUGGGACAUAUUUUUAAUGGGCAAUGUUCAUAACUUAGAUUUUUCAUUUUCUGUGUUCUCUUCUCUUCUCUUCCCCUGCAUUUCAGUUAAUGACUACCUUUGCUGCAUCGAGUAUGGCCGAGCUGCCAGUGCAAAAAUAUCCGAGUUUCUCAGGAGAAGCUUGGAGACGGAGCACAACCCGUGA
Spirodela intermedia is the source of this 2877-nucleotide messenger RNA. NCBI's taxonomy places the organism in Eukaryota, Viridiplantae, Streptophyta, Magnoliopsida, Alismatales, Araceae. The record is from the annotation of a GenBank genome assembly.